This is a messenger RNA of Gopherus evgoodei (Goodes thornscrub tortoise), 4772 nucleotides long. RefSeq names its product acyl-CoA synthetase bubblegum family member 1 (gene ACSBG1). Gene Ontology annotation, molecular function: long-chain fatty acid-CoA ligase activity. NCBI's taxonomy places the organism in Eukaryota, Metazoa, Chordata, Testudines, Testudinidae. The transcript is spliced from 15 exons. The record is from RefSeq and is a predicted model, not a curated record. Bases 222 to 2333 code for a protein of 703 amino acids. Gene Ontology annotation, cellular component: endoplasmic reticulum; membrane.
UUGCUGUUAACAGUAUAUAGCAAUCAGUAGUCAAAAGCUUACUGCCUUUAGGAAAGCAGAUUGUAGGGUGAGACAGUAAAUGAGCUAGCAGCAAGUGCUGCUGAGUAAAUGAAAGAGCUGCUGCACUGUGGAACCUGAUGUGAGCAAAACACAAGCAAAUCUUUGAGUGGAGAAGCAACUGUCCCCCAGGAGGAGCAAACGGAAUCACUUCUAGAAGAAACAUGUUCCGGAAAAGACUUCUACUUGCUGGAAUUGUGAAUGUUCGAAAUAUCAUUUUGAACACAUUGCAGCCGAAAGGAAUAAAUAUACUAAGAAGAACACUGACAGAUAAACAGAACAUCUCAAAAGAAUCACUGACUUAUUCGGAGAAGAUCCAAGAUAAAGGCAAAGAACCCUCAGAACCUUUAUGGACUACAUUUGCUGAUAGUGUGGUCAAGCUCAGAAUAGAUCACUCAUGUUCACAAAUUCCAAUAACAGUUCAUCAGAUGUUCAAAGAGACUGUGGAUAAAUAUGGGCCUCUCAAUGCUAUGGCCAGCAAAAAGAAUGGAGAAUGGGAAAAAAUCACAUUUGCAGAGUAUUACAAUCUUUCCUUGAAAGCAGCCAAAAGCUUUUUGAAGCUUGGUCUUGAACGAUUCCACAGCGUAGCAAUACUUGGAUUUAACUCUCCAGAAUGGUUCAUUUCAGCUGUUGGGGCUAUUUUUGCUGGAGGAAUUGUCACAGGCAUCUAUACAACCAACUCUCCUGAGGUCUGCCACUACAUUGCUUAUGACUGCAAAGCCAAUAUCAUUGUGGUAGAAAAUAAAAAACAAUUGGACAAGAUAAUGCAGAUCUGGAGUCAUCUACCGUGCUUGAAAGCAGUUGUGCUAUACAAUGACUCUUUGCCAGAGAGACAUCCCAAUAUAUAUACGAUGCAAGAAUUUAUGGAGUUGGGAAAUGAGAUACCAGAUGCUACACUCAAUGACAUUAUUAGCUCUCAAAAGCCAAACCAAUGCUGUGUGCUAGUAUACACUUCUGGAACAACUGGGAAGCCAAAAGGAGCCAUGCUGAGUCAUGACAAUAUAACCUGGACGGCAGCACAUGCCAGCAGAGCAGGGGAUAUGCAACCAGCAGAAAUCCAACAGGAGACUAUAGUCAGUUACCUCCCGCUCAGCCACAUAGCUGCUCAGAUAUAUGACCUCUGGACUGGAAUCAAGUGGGGAGAGCAAGUUUAUUUUGCUGAGCCAGAUGCUUUAAAGGGCAGCUUGGUCAAUACACUGAAAGAAGCACAGCCAACAUCUCAUAUGGGAGUUCCACGAGUAUGGGAGAAAAUCAUGGAGAAAUUAAAGGACAUGUGUGCUCAGUCGGGAUUUAUGAAAAAGAAAAUGUUAUCAUGGGCCAUGUCCAUUAGCUUAGAGAGGAACCUAAGCUGCUCAGGAAGCAGUGACUUGAAGCCCUUUCGAACAAGAUUAGCAGACUACUUAGUACUUGCAAAAAUCCGCAGUGCUCUGGGAUUUUCCCACUGUCAGAAGCAUUUCUCUGGUGCUGCUCCUCUCACUACAGAAACUCUGGAUUUCUUCUUGAGUCUGAACAUCCCGUUGUACCAGGCGUAUGGGAUGAGCGAGACCACAGGCCCACACUGCAUGUCUGGGCCAUAUGUUUACAGACGUUGCAGCUGUGGCAAAGCAGUUCCUGGCUGCAAAGUAAAACUAGUGAAUGAGGAUGCAGAUGGCAAUGGAGAAAUUUGUUUCUGGGGAAGAACUGUUUUCAUGGGUUAUUUAAAUAUGGAGGAUAAAACAAAAGAAGCCAUUGAUGAUGAUGGGUGGUUGCAUUCUGGAGACUUGGGAAGAUUAGACAAGGACGGCUUCCUCUAUGUUACUGGAAGAAUUAAAGAGUUAAUUAUUACAGCUGGAGGUGAAAAUGUGCCUCCAAUCCCAAUUGAAGAUGAGGUCAAAAAGGAACUGCCCAUUGUUAGCAAUGCUAUGUUGAUUGGAGAUCAAAAGAAGUUCUUAUCAAUAUUACUGACCUUAAAGAGUACUCUGGACCCAGAUACAUCCGAUCCUACUGACAAUCUGACUGAGCAAGCCAGAGAAUUCUGCCAGAAAAUUGGCAGCAAAGCCACUACAGUGUCAGAGAUUGUGGCAACCAGAGAUCAGGCUGUUUACCAGGCCAUUCAAGAAGGAAUCGACAGAGUCAACAUGAAGUCCACUGCCAGUGUUCAGCAUAUUCAGAAAUGGACACUCCUGGAAAGAGAUUUCUCCAUUUCUGGUGGAGAAUUUGGCCCUACGAUGAAAUUAAAACGACCAGCUGUGCUUGAAAAAUACAAAGAUGAAAUUAAUUCAUUUUACAAAGAAUAAAACUAGACUUCAUGCCAAGUAUUGUCUGCAAGUUUCCCAAGAAGCAAAACAAAUUCACCAACUCUGUGUUGCAGGAAACAGCUCCCAACAAAUGCAUUUGAGGAUUUACUGUUCUAGGCUGGCACCCCUACCAUUUGUUUUGCACCCUAUGCAACAGACAUUAGAAGAGAAACAUCCAUAUAAAGAUCUAGUUGUAAUUCUGCCUGCAAAGUAAUAAAAUUUCUUGAUACAGAUAAGUAUUCCUACAGCCCUGUCAUUGUGAAUAUUUUACUUUGGGUCUUAAAUGAGUUAAACUUAACGACAUUCAUGUGGGUAUAACUGUUUAUAGUAAAGAUAUAGCUCACAUUCUUAUAAGUUGGGUAAAAGAAUAAGAGAAGACUAAUCAACAUCCUAAUUGAUAUUUCCUUACAGUUUUUAUAGUUCUGUAAUAGGCUAAAUUGAUUAUAGUUCAAACGUUUGGUAGAUAUAACUAAUCAAGUGGCACUGCUUAAUGAAACUGCUACAUCCUCGUAGUAUCAAUGGCCAUUGAGCCCUAACUGAAAUUAAAAGAUCAACAGUUCUAGAAUGUCUUCAGUGAGGAGCAUCUAAAUAGUCUUGUACCAAAAGAAAUUCUACACAGUGUGGCUUUAUUAAUUCCUCUUUCCAGCCUUGUAGUUUGUCAAGCGAGUUCUGGAUUGACCAUCCCCACACCCCCCAAAAAAAAAAAAUGAAGAUUUUUUCAAUCUUUGGUUCAUGCUGAAAGACACUUUAGUUUAGCAUUUCCCAGAGUCAAGUGAUGACAGUUGGUGGGCAUGAUCAGAAAUAACAGCCCAAGAUCAAAACCUAGACCAGGGCAAAGAUUGUCUCACUCAAUGCAGGGGACCUGAAUCAGAGUGGAUAAAGGUAAUGAUUUAAAAAAAAAUAAAUGGUUUAUUAAAAAAAACUAUUUAAAAUUAAAUUUGAGAUUGACAGCCACUAAAGCCUGAAUGCAUCUAUAAAUCAUUUAAAUUAAAAACAAAGCAGUACACUUGCUGUUGAGUUUUAAAGACAAUCAAAGCAUUGAAUUGGUGGGAAUUUCUUUUUAUGUACUUGGAACUAGUUUGUUAAAAUGCUCAACCAGAUUUUGACAGCAGUAGUCUUUUCUGCAGGUGUAGAGGGAAUAUUUUCUUCAUUUCUGUUUAUUCAGCUAGUUCAGUUUAAUGACUAAUUCAUUCAAAGUUAAGAAACUAAUUGGAAGUGGGGGGGGGAACAAAACAAAAACUUGUUUUCCUUUUCCAGUCUGACUAAAAACUAGGUGUAAGAGGAUGAGCUCUGCUAGUACUUAAAUCUUGAUGCUCAUGGUGACUAGAAACAAUGAGUUCAAUUCACUAAUUACAGAUACUUCCUUUGUUUAAUAAAUGGUUCAUUUUAAAUGCAAAACAUGUUUUGACGAGAAAAAAAGCUUGCACCCAUCACAAGGUAGUUUAGUAAAAAUAUUAAAUUGCUAUUUGUGAAUUUAAUUGAAUUUUAAUUUCCAUCUAAAUAAAUUCUGACACAAAUUGCAAGUAAAAAUUUAAGAAUCUGAUUAAAUUAAACAAUGCAACUGCUUAAGUGUACAGCUAGUGUAUCCUGCUUAGCAAAAAGAAGCAGGAAGUUUAGAGUAAAAGGUUCUAUUUGAGAAUCAAUGUUUUAAUGGUUACCAACAAGAAUCACCCGUUCUUUAGGAAAAUAACUGAAAUACUAAGGCAAAACAAUUAAAAUCAGUGAUUUAACUCAAUCAAUUCUGCGCAGAUAGGCCAGAAAACUAACUGGAAUACCAGGCAUCUUGAAGUUUUCAUCUAUUUGCAGCACUUCACAAAUGCCUACAAAUAGGAUUUUGAGGUGUGUGUGUUUGGCUACUAUGUCCCAACAACAACAUCGUUUGUUUUAAACAUGUGCUUAUUAAGAGUUUGAAAUCUUAUUUACAUAUUGUAUCUUUACAAACCUCUGUGGUACAGCUCCUCCUCCCCACCAAACCAAAUUGCUUAAAGAGCCUGAUUUUGAUAUCUAGUCCUUAUCAAAUGGAAGAAGAUAGCACGAGCUGAAGCAACUCAAAGUUCUACAAAAAGUUUGUCCUUAACUGAUAUUUGCAAUAAGAUGUAUGUACAGAGGAGGUACAGUUGAGCAUGUUUUCUUACAACCUACUUGCUGUAACGUGAUUUUCAGUAAUGUACUCAAAGCAUUAAACAAGUCAGCAGCCUAGACUUAUAAAAAAACAACAAAUGGUAUGACUUUGGGAAGUCUUUAUUUUCUCACUUUGUGCGUAAUAGUAACUCAGUUGCUCAAUUAGCAUAAUACAAAUGAAUCAAGGGAGAAGCAACCACACUAUGCACAUUCAAAUCACACUCAACCUCUGCUCCCAAGAGUUUGAGUUUGUCCUGUGAUACAGCCAAGAGAAGAAAAAGUACCUUUAUCACUAGAAGCAGUUAUUAAUGCACAAGG